GAUUUCUUUAUUUUCUCAUUUCUAGGGAAGAAUAGCGGCAGAAAGAAAAACAAGAUGUGAAAUCACCAUUAGCUUCAUACUGCUGUUGAACCCCAAAUCCAGGGCAGUGUUUGACACAUCAAAUGGAAAAGCUGCUGCCUGUGGGUCAGCAGGGGCCCUUGGGCUGUCACCACCAAGGCUUGUCUCCCUGAAAAGAGGCUAGCAGAAACUGGAGCCACUUCAAAACUGGUUGUCUGGGCAAAGCCAGAACUGACUUUGGGAGCUGGAUCCAACCAGCAGAAAAGAAACCAGGACUGUGUUAGAAGACUGGAAAAGCUAGGUACAAAGAUGCAGCAGGUCAUAGUACCGGAUGAGAGGCCAAGCAUCCCUGAUACCAAACUCCUGCAGGAAAGAGCUCUGUCAUCUCCUCAGUAUCCUGCCUUUGCCAAAGAUGGAAGCCAAGGAAACCUGCUGGGAGCAAAUAUCACACUGAUGAGCCAGGCCCAAGAGUCAGUGACAUUUGAGGAUGUAGCUGUGAACUUCAGUAAUGGGGAGUGGCAGUGUCUGACCCACGCUCAAAGGCACCUCUAUAAAGAUGUGAUGUUGGAAAAUUACGGAAAUGUGGUAUCACUUGGAUUUCCAUUCCCUAAACCUCCGUUGAUCUCCCGUCUGGAGCAAGGGGCAGAGCCCUGGGUUCUGGAUCCACAGGAUGGGGAAUUCCUGAGCUGCCCCUCUCCAGUAUCUACUGCCAGGACAUGGCCUGAGGAGAAGGCAGGUUUGGAACAAGAGGAGGUUUUUGAAAAUGGAGAAGUCUGUUGGGUGAAACUGAAAAGUCUCCUAAAAGUUGUGUCCCAGGAUCCAGAGGCCAGAGAAGAUGGUGUACAAGAUGUCAAAUUAGGGAGUCAACGGGAAAUGCCAAUGAGGGAGAAACUGAGAGAAGAGAAAGAAAGCUGUGAGAAAGUGACCUUCAAGAAAGGAAAGAACCAGAAGGUACUGAGAAAAAACUUCAGUUCAGACUCAAAUUGUGUUCCACAUAGAGUUCUUACAGAACAGAAACUCCAGGAAUGUGUGCGAUGUGGCACAGACUUCAGCUGGCAUUCGGACCCAAUUCUCCAUGCGCGAAUUCACUCUGGCGAGAAACCCUAUGUGUGCAAUGAGUGUGGGAAAGCCUUCAAGACCAAAACUCAGCUGUCUAUGCACCGGAUAAUCCACACUGGGGAGAAACCCUUUGACUGUACCCAGUGUGGGAAGGCCUUCAAUAGUAGGUCAGCUCUUUGCCGACAUAAAAAAUCCCACAGUGGGGAGAGGCCUCACCAGUGCAGUGACUGCGGGAAGGCCUUCGAGACCAGGAGCCGUCUGCGUAUGCAUCAGGUCAUCCACACCGGGAAGAAGCCUUACAGAUGCAGUGACUGCGGAAAGGCCUUUCAGUUUAAGCAUUCCCUUACCAUCCAUGGCAGAAGCCACACUGGGGAGAAACCGUAUGAGUGUGAGGAGUGCGGGAAGGCCUUCAGCGGGAGCUCAGACCUCAUCAAACACACCAGAAUCCACACAGGGGAGCGCCCUUAUGAGUGCAGUGAGUGUGGGAGGGCCUUCAGCCGGAGCUCAGACCUCAGCAAACACAAAAGAAUCCACAGUCAGGAGAAACCCUCUGGGUGCCUGCAGUGUGGAAAAGCCUUCAGCAGCAAGGCAGAGCUCAGCACACAUAGAAGAAUCCACACUGAAGAGAAGCCUUACAGGUGUAAGGAGUGUGGGAAAGGCUUCCGUCAUAAGUGUAAACGCCGAGCUCAUGAGCGAGAACACACCGGGGAGAAGCCCCAUCGAUGUGAGGACUGCGGCAAAACUUUCCACGAUCGGCACUGCCUCACCAUCCAUCAAAGAAUCCACACUGGAGAGAAGCCUUAUAAAUGUUCAGAGUGCGGUAGAGCUUUCAGUGGGAAAUCCAACUUGACCAAUCAUCGAAGAAUCCACAGCGGAGAGAAGCCUUACAAAUGUGAGGUGUGUGGAAGGGCCUUUCAUCAUAGCUCGGUCCUGAGGCAGCACAGAAGGAUCCACACUGGGGAGAAGCCCUAUAAGUGCGGCGAGUGCGGCACGGCCUUCCGCCAGUGCGCGGCGCUGAUUGGACACCAGCGACUUCAUACUGGGGAGAAGCCUUAUGAAUGUGAGGAGUGUGGGAAAGCUUUCAGAGUGAGCUCAGACCUUACUGGACAUAAGAAAAGAAAACAUGGAAUGUGGAGACCGAACAAAUUUGAUGAGAGUGGGAAAACUCUCUCUCCAGUAACUGUUUCUCAGACCUUUUCAUUAGUCAGUAUUUUGACCACCAACACCUGAGAGUAUCAGUUCUGGUGUUUACACUUUCUCAUUUCUUUUUCUACUUCCUGGACUGGCCCCUCCUGUCUCCUUUGUUGGUUCUUCCUGGUUCCCUGACCCCCUAACUGUGAGAUCCCCAAACUCUGGAUAUGUGGUUUUCAGAUGACAUAAUAUGACUUAAGGACAGCUUAGGAUAUGUCUGGAGAAUUGGCAGCACUUUUCCAGCCUUUUUUGAGUAUCAGGGCCCCUUAUUUGAUGAUCAACAAAUUUCACAGACACCCCGUCCUCCACGCACACACACACUACAAGUAGUUGUACUUUAAUGCUUGAUGGCAAAAUGUCAUGUGCUGGGACCUGGGACCCUGGGCUGCAAUGCUUGCAUGGGACUGAACUAUAAGGGACUAAACUAUAAGGGACUAAAACUAACUGUGUGCAUGCGCUGUUGGAGUGAGUUAUGAACAACAAGAUACUAAAAAAAACCCAAAAACCUAACUGCCACUUCUGAGGUGCUGGGAGCAAAAGCAGGGUACAGAGAGCAAAAGCUGGGUACCGCUCAUGAUUGCUGCACACAGCGCCACGAGGUGGUGGGCGGACCACCUAAGCCACCCCUCCAGCCCGACCCUUAGACCCGCCCCUGCCCUCACCCCAUCUAAGGGACCAGCUCGCACCACCCCCACUCCGCCCUAGGGAGGGAACAAGGGAACCUGUAACUUGUUUUCGCUCCCUUUUGUCACAGUGCAGAAUUUCUUGUCCGGCCUCAUCAAUUUCUGUUGAUUAAGGAGGCCAAGAACUUUAGUCGGUAACAUUCCUAGAAAAAUCUGAGGUCUUGUUGAUUGCAACAGCAUAGUGUAUGCUUUUGAAAAAUGUGUAUGCAUUUUCCAGGUGUUUAUUUUACCCACAGGCUAUGAUGUGCAUUUGGAUUUUGGACUCAAAGUCCUUAGCCCAUUUUGAGAACCCUAUAAUGUAUCCUUUCAUGUCACUUCGUCAGUCAGUCUUUUAAGAGAAUCUGGCAAGGUUUCAAUUCCAAAUUAAAUUCUGAAUAAUCCUG
Molecule: messenger RNA, 3334 nt
Organism: Camelus dromedarius (Arabian camel)
Lineage: Eukaryota; Metazoa; Chordata; Mammalia; Artiodactyla; Camelidae
Gene: ZNF311
Product: zinc finger protein 311
Exons: 7
Coding region: 328-2307 (659 amino acids)
Biological process (GO): regulation of DNA-templated transcription
Source: RefSeq, a predicted model, not a curated record